CCUUCCCAACAUGGCAGAAACCCGGCGUCUGUGAAGGAGGGCCCUGCGGGCGCCGAGGCCAAUGGCGGGCCGCGAGCGGCCGGGGGGCGGGGAAGACGGCAGCCGCACGCCCAACCCGUGGCCCGGGAGGUGGUUGGGGAGUGAAUUUUCUGGAAGGCGACUUUAAAGGCGCCGGGCCCGAGCGGAGGGCGUUGCAGUACGGCCGUCGCCGGGGCCGGGCCGGGAGCGCGUUGGUGGCCGGAGGCGGGCUGCGCGGCGGGCGUCGCGGAACUCGCUGGGGACCCUCGCAGGAUGAACCACAAGAGCAAGAAGCGGAUCCGCGAGGCCAAGCGGAGUGCGCGCCCGGAGCUGAAGGACUCGCUGGACUGGACCCGCCACAAUUACUACGAGAGCUUCUCGCUGAACCCGGCGGCCGUGGCGGAUAACGUGGAGCGGGCGGACGCCUUGCAGCUCUCGGUGGAAGACUUUGUGGAGCGAUACGAAAGGCCUUACAAGCCCGUGGUUCUGCUGAACGCCCAGGAGGGCUGGUCCGCGCAGGAGAAAUGGACUCUGGAGCGCCUGAAGAGGAAGUACCGCAACCAGAAGUUCAAGUGCGGGGAGGACAAUGACGGCUACUCGGUGAAGAUGAAGAUGAAGUACUACAUCGAGUACAUGGAGAGCACCCGGGACGACAGCCCCCUGUACAUCUUCGACAGCAGCUACGGCGAGCACCCCAAGAGGAGGAAGCUUCUGGAAGACUACAAGGUGCCCAAGUUCUUCACCGAUGACCUUUUCCAGUACGCAGGGGAGAAGCGCAGGCCCCCCUACAGGUGGUUUGUGAUGGGGCCCCCGCGCUCCGGAACCGGAAUUCACAUCGACCCUCUGGGCACCAGCGCCUGGAACGCCUUGGUGCAGGGCCACAAGCGCUGGUGCCUGUUCCCCACCAGCACGCCCCGGGAGCUCAUCAAGGUGACCCGCGACGAGGGGGGGAACCAGCAGGACGAAGCCAUCACCUGGUUUAAGAUCAUCUAUCCCCGGACACAGCUUCCAACCUGGCCACCCGAGUUCAAGCCCCUAGAAAUCCUGCAAAAGCCGGGAGAGACUGUCUUUGUGCCAGGAGGCUGGUGGCAUGUUGUCCUCAAUCUUGACACCACCAUUGCCAUCACCCAGAAUUUUGCCAGCAGCACCAACUUCCCUGUUGUAUGGCACAAGACGGUAAGAGGGAGACCAAAGUUGUCCAGGAAAUGGUAUAGGAUCUUGAAGCAGGAGCACCCCGAGCUGGCGGUCCUGGCCGACUCGGUUGACCUUCAGGAAUCCACAGGGAUCGCCUCCGACAGCUCCAGCGACUCCUCCAGCUCCUCCAGCUCCAGCUCGUCGGACUCGGACUCGGAGUGUGAGACGGGCUCUGAAGGCGACGGGACGAUGCACCGCAGGAAGAAGCGGAGGACCUGCAGCAUGAUGGGGAACGGGGACACCACCUCCCAGGACGACUGCGUGAGCAAGGAGCGCAGCUCCUCCAGGUGACCGCCAGCUCCUGCUGGCGAGAGCGCCGCGGCCAGGGCCGGCCGGGGGCGGCCUGUGGGCUCUGCACACGGCGAGCCCGCGAGAGCCGAGGAGGAGGACGCUCCAGGGAUGGGUCCACUCAGCAUUGGCUACAGUAGCUCUUUCGUCGGCUACCGAUGCAGAUUACCAUGGCUUGUGGCUUGUUUUAUGCAUAAAGGCAAGAACCUCUGUGGAUGGUGCCAAGGAAACCCUGUACAUUAUUUAAUAAAAACAAAAUGCAUUUUACAUCUUUGAA
This is a messenger RNA of Eptesicus fuscus (big brown bat), 1777 nucleotides long. RefSeq names its product jumonji domain containing 6, arginine demethylase and lysine hydroxylase (gene JMJD6). Gene Ontology annotation, molecular function: P-TEFb complex binding; histone H4R3 demethylase activity. The coding region runs from base 292 to 1503 and encodes 403 amino acids. Gene Ontology annotation, biological process: phagocytosis. The record is from RefSeq and is a predicted model, not a curated record. Gene Ontology annotation, cellular component: cytoplasm; nucleus. NCBI's taxonomy places the organism in Eukaryota, Metazoa, Chordata, Mammalia, Chiroptera, Vespertilionidae. The transcript is spliced from 6 exons.